ACAACACAAUGUGAGGCAGACGGCAGACAGCUAUUCAGAAUCGGCAUCAGUCGGACCUUGUACGUGGACGGGGUCACUUCUUACCUUCGCAGACAAUCUUAGCACUGCUUUAUCAGUCAUGACGAUCGCUUCCAAACUCUUGAGGCGCACUUUAAACUGCGUGAAGCUUCAAUCAAGUGGAUUGAGCAGCAAACCUCAGUUGACAUCGGAACAGAUAUUUGCAAGAGAAGACAAAUUUGGAGCUCACAACUACCACCCAGUACCCGUCGCUUUGUGCAAGGGUCAAGGAGUUCAUGUAUGGGAUGUGGAAGGAAAAAAAUAUUUUGACUUCCUGAGUGCUUACUCUGCUGUCAACCAAGGCCAUUGUCACCCGAAAAUUGUUAGCACUCUCAAGCAACAGGCAGAUGUCCUCACUCUUGUCUCUCGAGCAUUCUACUCUGAUGUUCUUGGAGAGUAUGAAGAAUACAUCACCAAACUUUUUGGCUAUGACAAGGUUCUCCCAAUGAACACAGGAGUGGAGGGAGGAGAGACGGCAUGCAAGUUGGCCCGUAAGUGGGGGUACAAGACAAAGAAAAUCCCCAAAGAUCAAGCAAGGAUCAUAUUUGCUGAGGGAAACUUCUGGGGCCGCACACUCUCUGCAGUAUCUAGCUCUACAGACCCCACCUGCUAUGAAGGGUUUGGUCCGUUCAUGCCUGGCUUCUCCAUCAUCCCCUACAAUGACUUGGCUGCCCUGGAGAAGGAGCUAAAGGAUCCAAAUGUUGCGGCUUUCAUGGUGGAGCCGAUACAGGGUGAAGCAGGGGUGGUAGUUCCGGACGAUGGAUACCUGAAGGGCGUAAGAGAUCUAUGUACCAAACACAACGUGUUGUGGAUAGCAGAUGAAGUGCAGACAGGACUCUGCCGCACCGGUCGCAUGUUGUGUGUUGAACAUGAGGGUGUCAGGCCUGACAUCCUUAUCCUCGGAAAAGCACUUUCUGGUGGUGUUUACCCGGUGUCAGCAGUUUUAGCUGAUGAUCCUAUAAUGUUGAGUAUCCAGCCAGGAGAGCACGGGUCGACAUAUGGUGGGAACCCCUUAGGCUGCAAGGUGGCCAUGGCUGCAAUGCAAGUAUUGGUGGAUGAGAAACUUGCAGACAACGCAGAAAAGCUUGGGCAGAUAUUGCGUUCAGAACUGAAUAAACUGCCCAAGGAUAUUGUCACCAAAGUUCGCGGCAAAGGUCUUCUCAACGCUGUUGUCAUAGACAAAAAGUACAACGCUUGGGAUAUUUGUCUGAAACUUAGGGAGAACGGAUUGUUGGCAAAACCCACUCAUGGGGAUAUUAUUAGGUUCGCACCACCCCUCGUCAUCACAGAACCAGAACUCAAGGAGUGUAUCUCCAUCAUCACCAAGACUAUUCUCUCACUUAAGUAAUACUUUUUGUUACCAACGCAUGUUAAGCGUUGAAAUUUUAUAUUCAUGUAUGUAUUUUUACAUCAACGCCUUUAUACUCAAUUUUGUUAUUGUAAUUAUUGUUAUUUAUUCUGCCUACUUUUACUGGCACAUUUCUAAAUCAUUUUGAAGGUUUUAAGAUUUUUUUAAAAUAAAUUGCUUUGCAAUUUCUUAGAAAUGAUUAAAACUCUGUUGUUUUAAUGAAUUACAAAUGGAAAAUGUCAAUUUACCUGAACUAUUUUCAUUCAUAGUCAAGAUCCAUGAGAUAAUUAUAAAUAGAAUAAAAGUAUAAAUAUAUUGUUUUCUUCCACAGUAGAGUAACAACUGUGGGUUUUUAUGGUACAAUAAAUUAGGCAUAGUUUGGUAUUUAAAACAUCUCCAUGUUGCAUUUCAAAUGUAAUAUUUUAAACCUAGUGUAAAAGAAUAUUUUAAUAUUGAUGUUUGUAUUCUGUCCUUAAAAUUACCAAAGUAUUAUUAUGGUUGUUGAUACUUGUUUAAAAUAAAAAUUGUAUCUUAAAUGUA
This is a messenger RNA of Homalodisca vitripennis (glassy-winged sharpshooter), 1945 nucleotides long. It is a transcript of the gene Oat, whose product is annotated as ornithine aminotransferase, mitochondrial. Bases 119 to 1405 code for a protein of 428 amino acids. Lineage: Eukaryota; Metazoa; Arthropoda; Insecta; Hemiptera; Cicadellidae. Gene Ontology annotation, cellular component: cytoplasm. The transcript is spliced from 7 exons. Gene Ontology annotation, molecular function: identical protein binding; pyridoxal phosphate binding; L-ornithine transaminase activity. The record is from RefSeq and is a predicted model, not a curated record.